Messenger RNA from Siniperca chuatsi (mandarin fish), 3566 nucleotides. RefSeq names its product zinc finger protein 648 (gene znf648). Bases 570 to 2087 code for a protein of 505 amino acids. Gene Ontology annotation, molecular function: DNA-binding transcription factor activity, RNA polymerase II-specific; RNA polymerase II cis-regulatory region sequence-specific DNA binding. Lineage: Eukaryota; Metazoa; Chordata; Actinopteri; Centrarchiformes; Sinipercidae. Gene Ontology annotation, biological process: regulation of DNA-templated transcription. The record is from RefSeq and is a predicted model, not a curated record. The transcript is spliced from 3 exons.
AUUGACUCAUUUCACUAACGUGCGCGUGAGCACAUAGUUAAUAAAAUACCCAGCCAACGUGCUACGCCAACAUGGCGGAAGAACAAACGUUUGCGUAGACCUAUUCUCAAAAAACAUUGAACACUGGCUUUUUCCUUUUUUAGAGUGUUUAUUUUUAAACGACGGUUUCAUAAACGUCUAAGCAUGCCUUUAAAAAAAAAAAAAUGAAGAGCCGCCAGGAAUAGCCUACAAGAAACUCACGUAGUAACCUAAAAGUUAGCCAAAAAGUUUGAAUAACGCUAUAUACUAACGGGUGGUAAACAAAGUCAGUGAAAGGUAAGUUGAGCCUGGCUUUUAAGAUAUAAUUGCUGUUGCUGACUAGCAGGAUAGAUGCUGACCCAGAGACGGCUGCUGCCAAACUCCGCCCGACCGUUAACACCACAGGCUAUCUCCCAUAGAGUUAUACUAGACCCGGGGCUAGCAUAUCUCUGUGGCAUCUCCUGGACCUGACCUGCUUGGAAGGAGACCGCAGGGUCUUUUUAAGGAGGCGUUGCAUCAGGAAUUCCUUGAACAGCUUAAAACUCCUGCAGAUGAUUUCAUCCCCCACUGCACAAGUGACCAUGGCUGAUGAAAUCUCCCCACGGAUGUCUGACAGGGCAGUUGUUGAAAAUAGGAGUAAAAGGAAACAUCAAGGAAGGCAUUGUGUCACUCCUUCUCUCCCGGAUGGACAGAUCUUCAUUAACACUCACAACGUGAAUACUGACUCUUCAUUUGGUGGUGUUUGUGUAGGUAUGAACUCACUUUCAGAGAGCAGUGACACUGGAAUCCUUUAUCUGAACCCUCAAACACCAAACUGGUCUCUCGCGGAGAAGUUUGCUGAGCUUUCACCGGCGGAAGAAACAGGGCUUAAUGACGACCAAGACCACAGCAGUCGAGAAUUGCUACAAUGCACUAAAUAUAUUGAGAACAAUAAAAUAUAUGGACGGAAUGAAGUGUUCUUGGAUGCUGGGCAAAAGAAGGAAAGGAACUGCUCUAAAUACCAUAAGGUACAAAGUGAUGCCUCGGUCAAACAGAGGGCAUCUAAGCUCAAAGAGCUAAAUGUUGAGAAAUAUUCUCCAGGUGGAGGUGGGAAUAAAAUCAAAAAGAAGACUUUAAAUACUUGUCCUGCUAACAAAUCACUUAAAAAGUGUGCAGACGACAAGAUCCCUCGACUUUUGGUAGCGAUGAAAAAACGUAGUGGAGUUGACACAGAACAGCGUCCCUUCAAGUGCACACACUGCCACUGGUCUUUUAAGAAGCUCUGCAACCUACAGAGUCACUUACAAACACACACUGGCCUCAAGCCACAUGUGUGUGAUACAUGUGGCAAGGCUUAUUCCCAUCAGGGCACGCUGCAGCAGCACAAGCGUUUACACACCGGUGAAAGACCAUAUCACUGCCCUUUCUGUGUCAAGACCUAUAUCUGGUCCUCAGAUUACCGCAAGCAUAUCCGCACACACACUGGUGAAAAGCCCUACGUCUGUGACACUUGCGGCAAGGAUUUCAUUCGCUCCUCUGACCUGCGAAAGCAUGAGCGGAACAUGCACACCAAUGACAAGCCCUUCCCGUGCACGCACUGUGGCAAGACCUUCAAUAAACCCCUCUCCCUGAAGCGUCACGAGCGUAAGCACCUGGGAGAAAGGCCUUUCUCCUGCCCCGACUGUGGCAAGGCCUUUGCUCUGGCCAGUCGUAUGGCAGAGCACCACAAGAUCCACACAGGAGUGCGUCCGUACGUCUGCUCGGUGUGCUCCAAGUGUUUCACAAAGUCCUCCAACUUGGCCGAGCACGAGGCCAUUCACAGCGGAGCGCGGCCCCAUAAGUGUGCGGAGUGCGGCGUGGCGUUUGCCAUGGCUUCCCGCCUCGUUCGUCACCAGUACGUCCACAAUAAAGAGAAACCCCACAGCUGCACAGGCUGCAGCAAGAACUUUAGCCACCUAGCCACGCUGAAGCUUCACCAGGAGCAAACCUGUGCCGGGAGGAUCUUUGUCUGUGUGGAGUGUGACAAAUCCUUCCAGUGUGCCGCAAAGCUUGCACAGCAUGUGCUGGACCACAAGGACAAGAAUAUCUGAAUCUGUUUAAAGAUAGGUACUGUACACAUCCAUCGCUGUGCUAGUGCUAUUCACUCAACAAAAAACAAACUGUAUAUCUAAAUGCAGUGGUAUAAUUCUUUCAAAUAUUGAGUUCCACAUCGGAUCCAUUCAAGGUCAUAGGGCACCAGUUUGUUUAUGUUUAGGUAUUUAUGAUAAUUGUGCUGUAUGAGUUUUAAAACUUGUUAGUCUCGUGGUGCUGGAUUCCCAUGAGGAGGAUGUUGUGGGAUAACAACUGGCACCAGCACAGAUUCGACAGCUUAAUGGUGUGAUGUGAUAUUGGUCACAAGAAGAUUUGAAAUAAAUGCAGGUAAUAAUGCGCACAACAUUGCCACUUUGCAUUUAGGAAAUGCAAGCAGUUUAUCAUGAUGAAUGGCUACCAAUGAUGUAGUAGCCUGCCUGGGUCAUUCUGAAUCAGGUGGCCAAGGUGGGACAUGCUGGCUCAGUUCAAGUAGGGCUGGCACUGUGCAUGGCAUUUCAGAAAGCCCAUCACUUCCUCACCCUGAAUGUAUAGAUACACAAAGGUUUACUGUAAAUACCCAACUUUAGCAUCAGUGACAUUAGCUAAACAUACAGUAGAUGACAGCUUUGAUAACCAGCAUUGAUGACAAGAAGCUGGUACUUUUUAUUGGGGGGGGCAGCAUAAUAUUUUCAACCUAUUAAUGCCUGCCAUACACAAAAAAUAACACCAACAUCAAUACUUACUUAUUCUCAGGUGCAGGCUGUUUUAUUGUCCAGUGAGUUGCAGGCAGUUUUGAAUGCUGCACUUCUUGACACACAAGCAGCUGCAAAAAAAAAAGUGCUCAGACAUGGUCAUAAGCCAGUCAUAACUUGGGAGGCAACUCCUGACACACAUUACUGUGACCACAUUAAUAAACCAGAAGAGUUUAAAUGGUUCAGGGAACUAGCGAAUCAGUCAGUCAUUGGGGUUUUUUUUGCCAGUGGACACUGCUAUGUGAAGUUAGUACACCUUUAUCUUGUACUCGUGGUGUUUUCUAUUCAUUACUGUGUUUGGCAGUACAGCUAUUUCCAUGCUGGACGUUUUGUUUGACAUGUGGUUGUACAGUUUAGGUUCUGUAGUGUAGUUUAAUUUUCAUCAUGAACAUGAUCUUAACACAGCAUUUACCCUGAUAUGAAGUGGGAAAUUACCCCCGAAUCUUUGAAUCUGCGUAUAUGUAGAACUGCAGGUCUUGGAUUCUUAUUUUCUUAGAACACUCAAAGCAUUUGUAAGUCAAAUCUUUAAAUGUGAUUUUUUUUUCUGAAUUUCAGCGUGCAUGUAAUGUCAGUUGUAAAUCUAUGGUUCUUUUUAAUCAUAUUGCCAUGCACAACAAGCAUGUUUGGUUUGUAAGAGGGUGGAGGAGCUCAAGCUUUAGUGGAUAAAAGGGAAACAACAUUGCAAGCCUGUAGUGUUAAAAAAUAUGUUUGAAGAGUAAUCUCAAUAAACAUUUUUUUUAAACAAAU